UCCAGUAUCAUAUAUCCCCAGAAUAGAAAUGGAGAACCCCAGUAUAACCCUUGUGGAAAAUACAUGGUCAAAUUCAACAUAAACGGGGUCCAUAGGAAAGUUAUCAUAGAUGACUUCUUACCAAUGGGGUACGAUGGGGAAUUGUUGUGUUCAUUUUCUGCCAAUAAGAAUGAGUUAUGGGUGUCGCUGCUAGAGAAGGCAUACCUGAAGGUGAUGGGAGGGUAUGAUUUCCCUGGCUCUAACUCAAACAUAGAUCUGCACGCGCUUACCGGCUGGAUCCCAGAACGCAUUGCCAUCAGACCCAACAAUCCAGAGUUUAACAAGGAUAAAGAAUUCACCAAAAUUAUGGACCGCUUCCAUAAAGGCCACUGUCUGGUUACCGUGGCAACAGGGGAGAUGUCUGAUGCAGAGGGAGAGCGGGCUGGUCUUGUUCCCACUCAUGCGUACGCCAUGUUGGACAUUCGUGAAAUCAUGGGUAAGAAGUUGAUGCAGUUAAAGAACCCGUGGAGUCAUCUGUGCUGGAAGGGGAAUUUCUCUGAGAGGGACACCACAAACUGGACACCUCAGCUCCAGAAGGCCUUGAACUUUGACCCCAAGAGUGCUCAGAUGAUUGACAAUGGUGUAUUUUGGAUAGACUAUGAGUCCAUAUUGAGGUUCUAUGAUGUGAUCUAUGUGAACUGGAAUCCAGAGCUUUUUGGACAUACAACUUGCUACCACCACACAUGGACAGCCAAAGAAGGUCCCAAGAAAGAUGUAUACAACAUAGGAGAUAAUCCCCAGUAUCGACUGGAGUUGAAGUCAUCACACCCAACCAAAGCUGCUGUCUGGAUACUGAUGACUAGACAUAUCAAGGACAGGGAUGAUUUUGCCAACAACAGAGAAUUCAUUACUGUUUUAGUUUACAAGGGGUCAGGAAAGAGAGUAUUUUAUCCUUAUGACCCUCCGCCAUACAAAGAUGGCGUCCGAAUCAACAGCCCGCAUUAUCUAUGCAAGAUGCUGGAGGAUGUGAACGGCUCCUCCACGUACACGCUGGUCACGUCGCAGUAUGAGAAGAACAACACUAUUCACUACACACUGAGAGUGUACUCUACCUGCGAGUUUGUCUUCAGCAAGAUCAUGGAACCCUAUAAUCCAAAAUAUGAGAAACAGUUAACAGGGCAGUGGAAAGGCAGGACAGCAGGGGGCUGUGGUAACUAUCCAGACACACACCAGUCUAAUCCAGUCUACCAGCUCAAGUUAGACACGGCCGAGAACUACCUUCUUAUUGAGCUCAGAGGACCAAAGCAAUACAGUGUUGGGUUUGAAGUUUUUGCAGUGUCUUGCAAUGAAUCAGCAGGCAGCUUCCAGAAAAAGACCUCUGGAGAUUACAGGAGAGGUUUCUGUGUUCUUCAGUUGGACAGUAUACCUGGUGGCAUUUAUAACAUAAUGCCAUCCACAUUUUAUCCAAAAGAGGAAGGACCUUUUCUUCUCAACAUUAGCUCAUCCAACCCAUUUACAAUAUCACAACUACAGUGAUCAUGUUAUAUUGGAAUAGAAGUCUUGGAUUAUGACAAUAACUGGGAGGACAACAGGGAUUAUUCCGAACCAGUUUUAAUAGUUAAAAUGCAGAAAACCUUAAGACUAAAAGAAAUUGUUUCAGUUUCAUUUCUUGACAAAAGACCACAUCAGGCUGUGGGGGUGUGGGCAACAUUUUCUCAGAAAAAAAUCCACAAAAUUGAAUGCUUUUGUGAAAAAUGGCCAAAAAGGCUUAAAUUGAAAAAGAGGAAUAACAUUCAUGUGAGGAUUUCAUCGCUCUGUCAAAUGGUUCUUUGCAUAUGGUGAAUUUGAAUUAUUUUGCAGUAGGAUUAUAAAAAGAUUAUCAGCUUCCACCAGCAAAUCCAUAAUUUCAGAUUGGGGAGGGUGACAUUUACGUGUUCAUGACCCUAUUAUAUACAUGUACAGUACAUUAAAAGACUGUUUCAAAGUCAGAUAGGUUUUUAUUACCGAAGAAACAUACAUUUUGUAACAAAUUUUCUAUAUGCUUCUUGAAUCGGGGGUUUUCAUGAUAUGACAAUGUCACCAUUUAUACACAAUGUCACCAUCAGUUGCAGUCCAAAUUUAUACAAAAUUUUACAAAGUAACUCUAUAUGAAUUCUUGUGUGCAUUUUGAAUUGACUCUACGAGAGUAUCAACAACAAUCUUUCCGCUGCUUUGGUUUAUUCAAAACUUCAAUCUCAAUUAUUUUCUUACUAAAUGAAAGGGUUAUUGAGACAACCAAAAUAAAUAUGAUUCAGACAAGUGUUUGUUUUUAUGCUUUAUGAAUAAUGAUAUAAUAUCAAUAAUAUUAACACACAAUCUGUAAUGGCAUUAUUAGAAUUCAUGUACAUACCACACAUCUAUUAUUUUGGGUGUGCCUGUAUAAUAGGCAUGCACAUUGAACAAUAUUGAAAAGGCCAUGAUAUCUUUGGCAUAACAUUGCUUCUAUAAUGUAAUACAUGGAAUAAGUUAUUUGCUACAUGUCUUUUAAAAGAAUUCCAGGUGAUUCUUAUUAAAUUUUAUUUACCAUUUAUCACACUGUAUUAUAAUAAGAUCCUAACAUAAUUAUUGUGUUAUCAGUGCACAAUAGGUGAACAAUUAAUACUGUAAAUCCUAAAAUACCUGAAAUUAAUUUUUCUUUGACUCUGCUACUAACAGCAGCCUUGAUUCUUGUUCUUGAUUCUU
Molecule: messenger RNA, 2700 nt
Organism: Lingula anatina
Lineage: Eukaryota; Metazoa; Brachiopoda; Lingulata; Lingulida; Lingulidae
Product: calpain-7
Biological process (GO): proteolysis
Molecular function (GO): calcium-dependent cysteine-type endopeptidase activity
Source: RefSeq, a predicted model, not a curated record